CCACGGUCCCACCGCGCAAGCGCGCCGCAAUUCGGUCUAGCUUCCCGCGAAAGCUAGAGGCGGUGGCGCGAAUGCGAAGCGCGGGGGUUUGAGAAGAAGAGAGAGAAAAAAUAGAGGGAGAGAAAAAUCUCACGGCGAGCAGCAGCGUCGCCGCCGACGCCUCGCGGGAAGAUGGGGAAGGAGAGGGGAAGGGAGGAGCAGGUGGCGACCGUCCGCGCGGUGCUCGGCGAGGGGACGCCGGAGAUGGAGAUCAUCCGCGCGCUCCACAUGGCCGGUGGCGACCCCACCAGGGCCAUCAACAUCCUCCUCGACUCCCCGCCGCCGCCCUCGCCGUCGCCGUCUCCUCCGGCGGCAAAGCCCGCCAAAACCCCCACCGAAUCGACCCCGCCAGCCAAAACCCCUGCCCCGUCCAAGGCGGCAGAGAAACCUAGGUCCAGCGUGGGCCGCGUGGCGCCCGCAACCACGCCCGCACCCGAGCCCGCCAACGGCGGCCGCCACGGCGAACAUUGGUGGCUGGUGGGGAGCGUCGAGAUGGCGGGGCUGUCCACCUGCAAGGGCCGGCGCGUUGCCUCCGGGGAUGCCGUCACCUUCUCGUUCCCCAACUCCCCGGUCGCCGCCGCCGCCGCCGCGGGCAAGAGCCGCCCUGGCCGCCUUCCCCUCGUUUCAUCCUCCUCCGAGAUUAUGCGCUUCUCCACCCCGCGCCAUGGAGAGGUCGGUCGCAUCCCCAAUGAAUGGGCGCGAUGCCUGCUCCCCCUCCUCAAGAAGGGGAAGAUAAAGAUCGAGGGCGUAUGCAAUUCUGCUCCCGAAGUACUUAGCAUCAUGGACACUGUCCUCUUGACCGUGAGUGUCUACAUCAACAGCUCACUGUUUCAUGGCCAAAAACAAUCAACACCCAAGGCAGCUCGGGCUGCCACUGAGGAUUCCACGUUUCAUCCGCUGCCUGCACUUUUCAAGUUGACUGGGCUUUCACCCUUUAAGAAGGCAGCAUUUACUCCUGAAGAUCUCUAUUCCAGAAAGCGCCCACUUGAAAUGAAGCAGAGUAAUGUGCCUCCCACAAAGUUGACUACCGAGAAGUUGAGAUUAUCUUCUGAUGGAAAGGAAGAUGAUGAGGGUGAAGGAAUUGUUUCAGAUUCAGAUUUGGAUGAUAUAAUUGGAAUCUCAGAUAGUUCUGCAUUGGAGGAAAGAGAACCCCCUGAUGCUCUGCAAUGUGAUUUACGCCCUUAUCAGAAGCAGGCACUUUAUUGGAUGAUGCAGCUUGAGAAAGGCAGUUCUUCUCAGGAUGCAGCUACAACGCUUCACCCUUGUUGGGAGGCAUAUAAACUUGAGGACAAGAGGGGGCUUGUUUUAUACUUGAAUGUAUUUUCAGGUGAUGCCACCACCGAAUUUCCUAGUACGUUGCAACUUGCGAGAGGAGGGAUUUUGGCAGAUGCAAUGGGACUGGGGAAGACUAUUAUGACAAUAUCUCUUCUUCUUGCUGACUCUAGCAAAGGAUGCAUAUCUGCUCAGAAUUCUACUCAGAUAUGUGAAGAAACUAAUGGACUUAGCGAAUCGCCUAUUCAGUCUCAAGAUGCUGUGAAGAAACUAGCUAGCCCUUUCUCUUUUAGUAAGCUCAGAAAACAUAAGGCCCCGCUUAUUGCAGGUGGCAAUUUAAUUGUCUGCCCAAUGACACUACUUGGUCAGUGGAAGGCAGAGAUUGAAGCUCAUACUACGCCAGGUUCUGUAAGUAUAUAUGUUCAUUAUGGGCAAAACAGACCAAAAGAAGCAAGUCUUAUUGGUCAAAGUGAUAUUGUCCUGACUACAUAUGGUGUUCUGUCAUCGGAAUUUUCAAAUGAGAGUUCAACAGAAAAUGGCGGUGUCUACUCUAUUCACUGGUUUAGAGUUGUGCUGGAUGAGGCACACAUGAUAAAAUCUCCCAAAAGUUUAAUAUCCCUUGCUGCUGCUGCUCUUACUGCUGAUCGGCGUUGGUGUCUUACUGGUACACCUAUUCAGAACAACUUGGAGGAUAUAUACAGCCUUUUCCGUUUUUUGAGGGUUGAACCUUGGAGGAACUGGGCUUUGUGGCAUAAACUUGUGCAAAAACCAUAUGAAGAAGGUGAUGAAAGAGGCUUAAAGUUAGUACAGUCCAUUCUGAAGCCAAUAAUGUUGAGAAGGAAUAAAAACAGCACAGACAAGGAAGGCAGACCAAUCAUUGUUUUACCCCCUGCGAACAUUGAAGUCAAAUAUUGUGAUUUGUCAGAGGCUGAGAAGGAUUUCUAUGAGGCUCUGUUUCGACGAUCUAAGGUGAAAUUUGAUCAAUUUGUGGAGCAAGGAAGGGUCUUGCACAAUUAUGCUUCAAUUUUGGAGUUGCUUUUGCGCCUUCGUCAAUGUUGUGACCACCCAUUUCUUGUUCUUAGUCGUGGAGAUACACAGGAGUUUGCAGACCUAAAUAAACUGGCAAAGCGUUUCUUGAAUGGUGGUAGUGGUGCUGUGAAUGGCGACUCUUCUGUUCCCUCUAGAGCUUAUAUCGAGGAAGUUGUCCAAGAACUGCAAAAAGGUGAAGGGGAGUGCCCCAUUUGUCUUGAAGCCUUCGAGGAUGCUGUAUUAACUCCUUGUGCUCACCGUUUAUGCCGAGAAUGUCUCUUGUCUAGUUGGCGGAGUACAACAGCAGGCCUUUGUCCUGUCUGUAGAAAGUCUAUCAGCAAGCAGGAUCUUAUUACUGCUCCAACUGACAAUCGCUUUCAAAUUGAUGUUGAGAAAAACUGGGUCGAGUCUUCCAAGAUAUCUUUCCUUCUAAGGGAGCUAGAAGUUCUUCGCAGUUCUGGUGCAAAGACCAUUGUAUUUAGCCAGUGGACUGCAUUCUUGGAUCUCUUACAAAUUCCACUUUCCAGACAUAACUUCUCAUUUGCCAGGCUGGAUGGAACGUUGAAUCUCCAGCAGAGAGAGAAAGUAAUCAAGGAGUUUUCUGAGGACAAAACUAUUUUGGUUCUGCUUAUGUCUCUGAAAGCUGGUGGUGUUGGAAUAAACCUAACUGCUGCAUCUAAUGCGUUUGUCAUGGAUCCUUGGUGGAAUCCUGCUGUUGAAGAACAGGCAAUCAUGCGUAUCCAUCGAAUUGGUCAAACAAAGAGUGUUUCCAUCAAAAGGUUCAUCGUCAAGGGCACUGUCGAGGAACGAAUGGAAGCUGUGCAGGCUCGUAAGCAGCGAAUGAUUUCUGGAGCCUUGACAGACCAAGAGGUACGCAGCGCACGUAUAGAAGAACUGAAGAUGCUUUUCUCCUGACACACCCAAGUGCCGCCGCCAUUCGUUUACCUGAAGAAUCCAAUACAGGAAGGUAAAGUAAGAAAUUCCAAAUAUUGCAAAAACUUGCAGUUCAAAUAUCAUUCGCCUUCCGGCAUUUAGCUGUUGUUGUAAGCCUUUUUAGUGUAUAUUACUUAUCAAUAGUGUCGUAGAAGAAAGAUGAGCUUUUGACAAAAGAGGUAAUUCAUUUCAUCAUAUAUACUAGUGCAACAUGGGCUCUAUAGUUAAUGGUACCCGUAACGUAACCGACC
This is a messenger RNA of Oryza brachyantha (malo sina), 3524 nucleotides long. Its product is annotated as DNA repair protein RAD5A. The coding region runs from base 172 to 3255 and encodes 1027 amino acids. The transcript has 20 exons. Gene Ontology annotation, molecular function: ATP-dependent chromatin remodeler activity; hydrolase activity, acting on acid anhydrides, in phosphorus-containing anhydrides; ATP binding. The record is from RefSeq and is a predicted model, not a curated record. Lineage: Eukaryota; Viridiplantae; Streptophyta; Magnoliopsida; Poales; Poaceae.